UCGUAGCGCUCGUAGCGGCCUGGUCUACGCUCCCCGCUACGAUAGUAUUGGCGUACAGAUCUUUCUCAAUUUGAAUCUGAGAUUUUAAAUGUAAUUGGACGUUUCAUUAGAAGUAUUAGUUAAAAGUAUUAUUAGAAACAGUGUUAAAUUAAUUAUUAGUUAAUUAAGUGUUUGGAAAAUACUCAUGGCAACAGAUUCAAUGAAAAGGAAAACAUGGGGUCAGCGUUCGAAUACAAAAUACUAAAACUGGAGUACAUAGUGAAACAGCGGAUGGAGUAAAUGUUGUUAGUGACAGCGUGGUUUUAGCCAUGUAUCGUAAAGUAAUAUAUGCGGCGGUGGCCGCGCUGACACUACAAAUAAUUGGUGCUGCGCGGCUGAUGUGUCCGAGUGACCCUAACUGCGUUUGCGGUGGCACGCUCGCCGUUGAACUCAAUUGCAACAUCGAUGGUCGGACAGUAAAAAUAAAUUUACUGCCAAAUAUCUACAUUAAUAUAAAAUGUGAGAACGCAUCGAGUCUCGACUACAGCAAGUUACCAAAAUGUGCCAAUAACAUGAGUUCGUUUAAAUCUGUCAGUUUUAAGGACUGUCCACUACCAGCAUCUUCGUUCAAAGAUGUUCUAUCUAAUAUGGGAGUAUCGAAGACUAUGGCACUGAUAUUCCAAAAUGCAAAGAACCUGUCUGGGUAUUUCGACAGGAAACAUUUUGCAGGGUUACAAGACUUGACAAAAUUACUUUUGUCUAUAAAUGGCAUCACUCAUCUUCCAGACAACUUGUUUAUGGACAUCAACAAGCUCACGUGGCUAAACAUAAGAUCAAACACAAUAAAUCUUUCCGAAGAGUUGUUCAAGCCACUGGAGAAACUGGAAACAUUAGAAAUUAGUCACAAUCACAUGACCAAUAUAUCUUCGAAUUUAUUUUCUCAUUUAUCUUUCUUGAGAAAACUUUCCUUGUGGCAAAGUAACGUCACCUGGUUUUCUAAAGAUCUUUUCACAGGCGUCGAUGUCCUCGAAGAAUUAGAUCUCAGUUCUAAUGGUCUUAACGAACUUCCUGCUUCAAUAUUUAAGCCCCUAAAGAAAUUAAAGAAAUUGACGUUAUUCUCGAACAAAUUUUUUUCGUUGCCACAGAAUUUAUUCAGAAAUAAUGCGGAGCUUGAAACUGUGGUGAUACUAAACAAUGACGUCAAACUGAAGGAGCUACCGAAAUACCUUUUUGGAGAUUUGCCAAAUUUGAAGCAAAUAUAUAUUCAGAGGAGUGGCCUGGAGAAUUUACCGUAUGACGUUUUUGCCAAUUCGCCAGUAAUUACGAACAUAUCAUUAGCAUACAAUGACAUUACAACCCUGCCGGAAGCCAUAUUUAAUGAUCAAAUAAAUCUCCUCGAGUUGGACCUGAGUUACAACCAGUUGAGCGAGCUAAAGCCUAAAUUGUUUUCAUCUCUAGUGAGAUUGGAAAGGCUUAAAUUAUGCCAUAACUCUUUGGUAGAAAUAUCUGGCCAAACCUUUUCGUCGCUACUUAGUUUAAUAUACUUGGAAAUGGAGCACAAUAAUUUGAAAACGAUUUCACCGUAUUUGUUCAGUAACAAUAAACAGCGAAUGUCAAUAUCUCUGGCUUACAAUCAACUUGACUUCGAGGACAAAGAGUUGACAAACAAUUCUUGGCUGGUGAAAAGGGCUUCGUCUUUUGCCCACACUUAUAAUUUAAAGCUAUUGAAUCUAAGUCACAAUGAAUUCAAAGUGGCUUUUGAGGACUGGUGGGUGAAUGGCCAUGAGAAUUUAGAUAUUAGUCACAAUAAUAUACAAAACCUUUGGACUGAUGAAAAAGCAUUGAAGGAUUAUCGUAACGUAAUGAAGAAAGGAAUGAAAAGUGUAUGGAUAUCGAAAAAUCCAAUCAACUGUGGAUGUGAGAACUAUUUGUUUAUGGAUUUUCUACUCUACUCGACCAGAACUAAGAUUGUUGACUUGCAACAUGUGCGGUGCCCUCUUUGGGCUAAGGAGGCCUGUUACAUGAGAUUCACAAUCCUCAUAACGCUAAUGACAGUCGUGAUAUCAAUUUAUACAAUUAUAUUAGUAGUGUUCAUCAUCUAUAGGAAACAAAUUAAUUCUAUUGUUAAGAAAAGACUCAGUACGUUUCAUCGUGCAAAUGCUCAAAGAAAAGAAAAAUCGUACAGAAUUUUAAUGGAUUUCUGUCAUCAAGAUGAAGAAUUUGUUAACAGAGAAAUGCUAUCAAUUAUGACAACCAACGAAUCUCUGCAAAUUCUGACGAAAGUGAUCACAGAUUAUAGAAACAGCGAAUUUAGAAUGUCGAAGAACUUCAAACGCUACGUAAAGGAUGUGAAAACGCGUGCUCGAGUCGUCGUGUUCUCCUCCAACUACCUAACGGAAACUUAUGGGCACAUCGACAUCAAGAAAAUCCACAGCGAGAUGUUGAAAGCGGAAAAAACCAUUUACAUUUUCGCUGAUAUCGGUCCGGAUAACUCGAUAUACGACUUUCUAGAGGAACAACGAGAUCUACGAACGACUCUAAAAUGGAAUGAGGAAAAUUUCUGGCCGAAAUUAUACGCUCUACUUAAAAGCUUCGUAUCAUCUGAUGAAUUGAAAAAGGUGGAGGAUACACUCAUCGUUCCCGGAGACUCGCUGGAGCCAUCAAAGAUAUCGCUGACGAACACGCCUGACUGGCCCAACAUGUACGAUUUCAACACACUGACACACAGUCAAGUUUAGUUACACUCCCUAUACUUAAUUUAGCGAGGUAAAGACUGACUUCUCCGCUACGAUGACAUCGGAACUCAAUGAUAGUUUUCGAAUCUUCAUUUCUUUUAUAACAUUAAUUUAAAAGUAGUUGAUACUAAAUACGAAUACUGCUUGUAUAAAAUUUUUAUAAAACUAUUUUAUCAUGUAAAAAUUAGGGUAAUGACUUAUUGUUUGUAACAGUAACUGUGAAUAGUAAGCGAACCCACUUGUUCGGUUUAACCAUGAGAUGCCUACUUCAAAGAAGUGUGUAUCACCGAGGACAGAGGCAAAAAUGUAACCAAUAUGUAAGCGUUUAUUUAAAGUAUGUGUACAUAAAUUUAAUGAAACAUUAUUAUAAACGAAAAACAUUACAGUUUCAUGGAAACUCCAUGUUGUUAAGAGUUGUAAACGCAGCUUAUAAUAAAACCUAUACUUUAACAACAA
Molecule: messenger RNA, 3170 nt
Organism: Spodoptera litura
Lineage: Eukaryota; Metazoa; Arthropoda; Insecta; Lepidoptera; Noctuidae
Cellular component (GO): plasma membrane
Molecular function (GO): protein binding
Source: RefSeq, a predicted model, not a curated record